Molecule: messenger RNA, 768 nt
Organism: Stylonychia lemnae
Lineage: Eukaryota; Ciliophora; Spirotrichea; Sporadotrichida; Oxytrichidae
Source: the annotation of a GenBank genome assembly
AUGAAUACUGGGCCUGCUUUAGCUUCAAUCUUAAGAACUUUGUAAUUGAGAUAGAAUCGUAAUUCUGAAUCCUAAAAUAAUGAAGAAAAUGAAGAUCUCACAACAAUAGAUAUGGCUAGAAUGCUAAGAUAAUAUCAAAGGCAACGAGAAACUUAGCAAAUGCAAGAUAAUGAAGAUGAUGAUGAAGAAAAAUCUGAAGAGGAAGAGCCAAAUAAUGAAUACUCUGACAGAAUUCAACUAGAUAUCACUUUACCUAAGGAGUGGAUAGAAAUAGAGGAAUAAAAUUCUGAUAUUGCUAAUGAGAUUAACAAGUAGCUUGGGCCUUUAGGAGUUCUGAUAUUUUAAAGAAUCCAGAAAUUAGGCAUUUUUAAAACUUUAGACUUGAGCUCAAUAAUGUUUUUAAAGCCAGUUUUAGAUUACUAUGAGACCAAUCUUUAAAAAGCUUCUACUGUUAAGAAAUCAAGGGACAAUUUAGAGGUGCUUCUAAGUGUGAUUCCUUCUAUCAAGCAACUCAAGAUUGGUUUGCAAAAUAGACAUCCCAAAGAAAAUAUAAUCUACAGACUAGUUUUAGAGGUGUUAGCUUUAUCGUAUUAAGACAAACUAAUGGUGAAUAACAAGUGGGUGUUUUAAGAUUCCAAGAAAGUGGUAAAGAAUCUUAUAUUAAGCUUUAUGAGGAAGAUCUAUUAGCCAUAGAUAACUAAACUUGUGGAUCAAGAAGUAAGAACUAUUAUCUCUGAAUCUUUGGGCGGCAAUAGGAAUCAAAGAUGA